UCUAGGAGACGUUGUAUUUUUUCCUUGUUUGAGGAGUGCUUUGUUUGGCAGUAUCGAAUUUUCGAUUUUGUAUUUUGAUUUUCUUUUUUUUCAUUUUGUGUUGUCGGAGAUUGAUUUAAAUCUAUUAGAUCGAACGAAGACAGAGUUUAAAUUUGGACACUUGAUAGUUGAAACAAAGGAAAUGUGGUAAGCUGUCAUGUUUUAUCAUUGUCCAAGUGCAGAAAUUUAUUUCAUGCCUGGAGUUCUCUUUGUACUCGAAAGAAUCUGUUUUGAAGGCUCUGUUUGCUUUUGCCGUAAUUUUUUAAAUUUUGGACUUCGUUUAUAUUUCUUAGUUUUUUCGGCAGCCAAACGGUGUACACAAAUUCCUUGACUGGUUAAGCAUAAUAUGUUAUGGCGAAAAGAUCUUACUUUUUACUAAAGGUGUCUCCUUUUGUAUAAGAAAGUGUUUUUUUUUUUUUUAAUUUAUUCUUAAAAUUGGGUUUCUCAAAGACAUAAAGAGUUAUCUAUGAACCCCUUUUCUUGCUAAAAUUGAAUGAUAUCCCGGGUGUUGAUGAAUCCUAUACUUUUGUCCUGCAGCUGUGAUUUUUUGAAGAUUUUGUAUCAUAAAUAUGGUAGAUGAUUUGAAUAAAUAUCUUGAAAUUUGUGGGAUUAUACAAAGGCAUAACAUCCUUGUUUGAUUGAUUAUUUACUUCCCAUCUUGAAUAAACUAUCAUUGGCUUUGUUUAUAUAGCUUUUUAGACACUUUUUGUGGGAUAUUUUAGUAGAUUAGUUUUAGUUAAUAGCUAAAUGAGGGUAAAAAUGGUUUAGUUUAUAGAUGAGUAAGGAUGAAAGUCUCCUGUAUUGCGGUGUAUAACAGCUGUUGGCGUACAAUUUGGUUUUAAUCUGGUGUCAGGGGCCGUUGGGGAGCUUUAUGUACACAAAUUCAGCAUUAUAUAGUCAUGGAUACAUUAUGAGGAGCUUAGGGCAAUGGGAAGUGGUCUUUGCACCUGGAAAUGAAGGAGAGGCAGCGGUGGACAGCUGAAGAGGACGCAUUGUUACGUGCAUAUGUGAAACAAUAUGGACCAAGGGAGUGGAACCUUGUGUCACAACGCAUGAACGCACCUCUAAACAGGGAUGCAAAAUCUUGCUUGGAAAGGUGGAAUAACUACCUCAAACCUGGUAUCAAGAAAGGAUCUCUUACAGAAGAGGAGCAGCAUCUUGUAAUCUGUCUCCAAGCCAAACACGGCAAUAAAUGGAAGAAAAUUGCAGCUGAAGUCCCUGGCAGAACUGCUAAAAGACUGGGCAAGUGGUGGGAGGUCUUCAAAGAGAAGCAACAAAGGGAACAGAAGGAGAAGAAUAAGACAGUUGAUCCAAUUGAGGAGGGCAAGUACGAUAAGAUAUUAGAAACUUUUGCGGAGAAACUAGUGAAAGAGCGUCAUAGCUCAACCUUUUCCAUGGCUACUUAUAAUGGGGGCUUUCUUCAUACCGACCCACCUUCACCUGCACCAACUCUACUUCCAUCUUGGCUUUCUAAUUCCAGCAAUGCCUCCGCUGUCAGGCCACCAUCCCCUUCUGUGACUUUAAGCUUAUCUCCCUCAACAGUGGCAGCUGCUCCCUCAAUCCCAUGGCUGCAGCCCGAGAGAAUGUCAGAAAAUACCCCUGUUGUUUUGGGAAAUAUUGUACCCUAUGGAACAGUUCCUCCUUGUGGUGAGAACUUGCUGGUAUCUGAACUGGUGGAGUGCUGCAGGGAGCUGGAAGAAGGGCACCAUGCUUGGGUUGCACAUAAAAAGGAAGCAGCCUGGAGGUUAAGAAGGGUAGAGUUACAACUGGAAUCAGAGAAGGCAUGCCGUAGGAGGGAGAAAAUGAAAGAAAUAGAGUCGAAGGUCAAGGCUCUAAGGGAAGAGCAGAAGGCUACUCUUGAUAGAAUUGAAGCUGAAUACAGAGAACAGCUAGAAAGGCUAAGGAGGGAUGCCGAAGCAAAGGAGCAAAAAUUAGCUGAGCAAUGGACUGCAAAGCACUUGCGUCUUACGAAGUUUCUUGAACAAAUGGGGUGCAGAACCAGGCUUGCUGAGCCUAAUGUCCGGUGAGGAAGAUCUAUUUUGAUGCAGUCUGCACUUUGCUUUCAAAAGACUGCAUUGCUGCACAUUUUUGAUCAUGUGUCCCAUUCUCUUCUCGAAUUCCACAUGCAUGAAGGCAUGCCUGUCAUACCUGCAAAUGGGGGGGAGGGGGGGUGUUGUGAAUUGAGAGAUGAAAUGUUUGUAUGUUAUUGUAUUGUAUUCAUUUUCACCCCUGAUGUAAUUUCAAAAUCGAAGUUCUACCUGUUUGUACCUCUCCAUUCUAUUCAUCUCCAAUGUCCACUUACAUAUAUAUAUAUAUAUAUAUGUGGGGUUAAUGAAAUAUUUCACCUACAAAUAAAAAAGAAUAACAUAUGUAUAUGGUCUAUUCUAAGACUUGAUUUUCAGUCAACAUAAGUAUAUCUUUAUUUCAAUGAAAAGAAGAUAGAACAACGGCAAUAUUCUUCAACCACUCUUACUAAGUAAAGAGCCACAACCUAUGGGGGAUAUGGCUUUGGAGAAAGAAACGAAAUCAGAGAGACUAUCUUAGAGUUUGCUAGGAGAGACUAUCUUAGAGUUUGCUACUGCAUUUGAUUUAACGAUAUUAAACAAUGUUUUAAGAAAAGAGAAUCACACUUGAUGACAUUUAGGAGUGGAUCAAAUGUUAAUCAAUUUGAUUUUUUUUUUACGAGGAAAGAAACUAGAAGUAGUUGUAAGAAUUGCAAGGUUCU
Messenger RNA from Durio zibethinus, 2764 nucleotides. NCBI's taxonomy places the organism in Eukaryota, Viridiplantae, Streptophyta, Magnoliopsida, Malvales, Malvaceae. The record is from RefSeq and is a predicted model, not a curated record.